Molecule: messenger RNA, 4344 nt
Organism: Schistocerca cancellata (South American locust)
Lineage: Eukaryota; Metazoa; Arthropoda; Insecta; Orthoptera; Acrididae
Product: ATP-binding cassette sub-family C member 4-like
Exons: 25
Coding region: 66-4046 (1326 amino acids)
Biological process (GO): transmembrane transport
Cellular component (GO): membrane
Molecular function (GO): ATP binding; ATP hydrolysis activity; ABC-type transporter activity
Source: RefSeq, a predicted model, not a curated record
CCGCGCCGCCCUGACUCGGCGGCCGCAGCAUCCCGCGUCCAGAAGCAGCUACCCGCACACUCGCUAUGGACGCCGGCAGGAAGCGCACGCGCGCCAACCCGCGCAAGACGGCCAACCCGCUGUCCGUGCUCUGCUUCUGUUGGACGCUGCCUGUGUUCCGCGAAGGCUACACCCGUGAUCUGGAGGUAGAGGAUUUGUGCGACCCGCUGGACCAAGACUAUUCUGCACCCCUUGGUGACAGCUUAGAAAAAGAAUGGGACAAGAAACCCAACCUGUGGAUAGCGAUUGCAAAAUGCUUCUACAAGGAUUACAUCCGGCUUGGAGUCAUGGUCUUCAUCUUCGACUGCGUCUUAAGGAUAAUGCAGCCGGUGCUGCUGGGGUACCUGCUGGACUACUUCACGCCGCCGCGCACCAUGAGCAAGCACGUGGCGGCGCUGUACGCGGGCGGCGUCGUCGCGGCCACCGGCCUCAGCGCGCUGCUCUUCAACCACUACAUGCUGGACGCGCUGCGCACCGGCAUGCGCGUGCGCACCGCCUGCUGCUCGCUCAUCUACAGGAAGUCGCUGCGCCUGAGCCGCACCGCUAUGGGAGAGACAGCGGCUGGCCAAGUGGUCAACCUGCUGUCCAACGACGUCAGUAGGUUCGACCUGCUGUCCGUCUUCAUGCACACCAUGUGGGUUGCCCCCAUCACCGGCCUCAUUUGCGCCUACUUCAUCUACGUCGAGAUCGGUGCUGCUGCUUUUGUCGGGAUAGCAAUCGUGUUCAUCGUGGUACCUACGCAAGCGUACAUGGGGAAACUGUCGUCUCACUACCGUGAACAGACGGCAGAGAAAACAGAUAAGAGAGUGCGUCUUACAGAGGAGGUUAUUUCUGGCAUGCAAGUUAUAAAAAUGUAUGCCUGGGAGAAACCUUUCGCCAAUCUUAUAGAGAUGGCAAGAAAGCUGGAGAUGAUAGUUAUCCUGAAAACUUCCUAUAUUCGAGGUAUUUUUAUGAGUUUCAAUCUAUGUACAACUCGGUUGGCCUUGUGUUGUGCAUUGGUCACAUUUGUACAGCUGGGAAAUGAAUUGACUGCAAACAAGAUAUUUGUUGUUCUCACAUACUUCAACAUUCUUGCACAGUUAAUGUCGAUGGUUUUUGUAAGAGGAGUGGCAGAAUUAGCUGAAGCUGUAGUUUCUGUCAGACGUAUUCAGGCAUUCCUUUUGAAUGAAGAAUUAAUUGAGACAAGAACCUCAACCAUUUUGGCUGUAAAUAACGUGAAUCAUGAAAAUAACAAAGAGUUAAAGGGAGAGAUAGCAGUUAGUUUGGAACACGUCUCUGCUAAAUGGACGGAAACUCUCACCAACAAUACUCUGGAUGAUGUAAACUUGAGAGUUUAUAAGGGUGAACUGCUUGGAGUUGUGGGCCCUGUUGGAUCUGGCAAGAGUUCUCUUCUGCAAGCGAUAUUAGGGGAGUUACCUCUAAAGGAGGGAUCACUAAAUACAACAGGAAAGUUUUCAUACGCGUCCCAAGAGCCUUGGGUCUUCGCAUCAACAGUGCGCCAGAAUAUACUGUUUGGUCUUCCUUAUGACAAAGUGCGAUACAAACAAGUCAUACAUGCAUGUGCCCUGCAACGUGACUUAGAACUUUUACCUCAAGGAGACCUCACAGUGGUUGGAGAAAGAGGAACCUCGCUCUCAGGAGGACAGAAAGCUCGAGUUAAUCUGGCCAGGGCAGUAUAUCGUGAGGUUGACAUAUAUCUUUUGGAUGAUCCUCUCUCAGCAGUGGAUACCCAUGUUGGCAAGCAUCUAUUUGAAGAAUGCAUCAGCAAAUUCUUACGUAAUAAAACCCGAAUACUGGUCACACAUCAAAUUCAAAACCUGCCAGACACCGACCGUGUUAUCAUCAUCAAUAAUGGACGCAUUGUGAUCCAGAGUACAUACGCUUCACUUAUUCAAAAUCCAUCAUCUGCUGCUGCACUAGUGUUUAUAGAAGAUAACAACAAUGAGGAUCAGCCAGAAGAAGAUCAAAAUCAAGAGAAGAAUUGCAAACAGUUUGUAAGAGGACAUAAACAAGCAACCAGAGCAUCUAUAAGGAGUGUCUCUUCAUACCAUGGACCAGCUAUUGGUGAGGAAGAGGAUGAAGAGGCACCUGAUAUGAUAGAAGCCACAACCAAAGGAGUUGUGAAAACAUCACCAUACAUUGGCUACUUCAGAUCAGGAACCAACUACUUUGUCAUACUUUUGAUGCUCAUCUUGUUUGCAUUGGCUCAGAUACUGGCUAGUGGAUCUGACUACUAUGUGUCAUAUUGGACUACUCAGGAAGAAAAAAGGAAACUACAUAUGUUGCCAGAUAAUAAAGAAUUUUAUAAUGUGAGUGAAGCUUCUCAGGAUGAAAUAAUUAUUCACAGUAAUGGAACAGCCCACACAGGAAAUCAUGAUGAACUGCUGACCACAGAAAAUUACAUCUCCCUGUAUGUUGGGAUUAUUGUUGCUUUGCUUGUGACAGCAUUCACACGUUCACUUGCCUUCUACAAAAUCUGUGUCACUUGUUCAAAAAACCUUCACAACAAGAUGUUCACUAAUCUUAUGAAGGCCCCAAUGAGAUUCUUCCAUACAAAUCCAUCAGGACGUAUACUAAACCGAUUCUCAAAAGAUAUGGGUGCUGUAGAUGAGAUUCUUCCCAAGUCAUUGUUGGAAGCUAUUCAGGCAUUGAUGCUUGUGGUUGGAACAUUGUUUGUAUCUGUCUCUGUUAACUGGGUAUAUCUUAUACCCAUAAUAAUUAUGGGAUGUAUAUUUUGGUGUGUAAGGAAAGUUUAUCUCAAAUCUUCCAAGAAUCUGAAACGACUGGAAGGAAUGACUAAGAGUCCAGUAUUUACACAUGUAAUAGCAACUCUGCAGGGUCUGACAACAAUAAGAGCCUAUAAUGCUGAGGAUAUUCUCAAAGAAGAAUUUGAUAAACAUCAGGAUCUACACACUUCUUCUUUUUACAUGUUCCUCACAACUGCACAAACAUUUGGAUUUUUACUAGAUGUUAUGAGCCUUGUUUAUAUAGCAUUUAUUGCUUUCAGCUUUCUGUUCCUUGAAGAUUUGUUUGGUGGUGGAAUGGGUCUGGCAUUGACACAAGCCAUGAACCUCACAGGCAUGAUACAGUUUGCAAUGCGAUUUACAGCAGAAGCAACAAAUCAGAUGAUGUCAGUAGAGCGUGUACUUGAAUACCUGCAUUUGGAAGAAGAACCAAUGCUAGAAUCUCCUCCAGACAAAAAACCCCCAAAUACUUGGCCAGCUAAAGGUGAAAUAGAGUUUCGACAUGUGUAUUUGCGUUAUGGACCGCAAUCUAAUCCAGUUCUUAUUGAUCUUAAUCUUCGUAUUAGAGCAGGCGAGAAGGUAGGAAUAGUAGGUCGAACAGGUGCAGGAAAAUCAUCUCUGAUUUCUGCAUUGUUCAGGCUAGCCACUGUAGAAGGUGAACUAAUCAUUGAUGGAUUAGACACUGCACAUGUUGGGCUGAAAGAUCUAAGAUCACACAUGUCUAUUAUACCACAGGAUCCAGUAUUGUUUGCUGGAACAUUACGUUUUAAUCUUGAUCCUUUUGAUGAAUUCUCUGAUGAUGUGUUGUGGAGAGCUCUUGAUGAGGUAGAGCUUCGAGAGAUGCUAAAUGACAGUCUUGGUUUGGACUCACUUGUGAUGGACCAGGGAAGCAACUUCAGUGUGGGUCAACGUCAGUUGGUGUGCCUGGCACGUGCAAUAUUACGAGAUAGUCGUGUGUUGAUGCUGGAUGAAGCCACAGCAAAUGUAGAUAAUUUCACUGACAGCUUGAUACAAAGAACUAUACGGCUGAGGUUUUCAAAGUGCACUGUUUUGACAGUAGCCCAUCGUCUGAAUACGAUCAUGGAUUCUGACAAAGUGUUGGUGAUGGAUGCUGGUCGUGUGGUGGAAUUUGGCCACCCAUACUCAUUGCUCCAGAAUAAAGAAGGAUAUUUUUACAAAAUGGUGGAACAGACUGGAAGCUCUAUGUCAGAGAAACUUAGGAGUAUUGCUGAAGAGUGUUACAGUGAGCAGUGUCACCUUUGAGACUACACUGCUGUGAAGUACAACAAUAGAACAAAAUACCUCAACUUAGGGUCUUCUACUUGGCUCUUAUAUCUGAAUAUUGCCAAAGUUUACAGUGAGCUGUUUUAAAGUUCACUGUUAUACUUAUGUGUUAUACACAUCCAGUUACUUUAAUUCAAACUGCAUGGUAGUUUGCUUUAAUACUGGAAUUUGUACAUAUGAAUAAAUGUAAAUUAAUGUAUAUAUUUACUUUUUGUACAAUUUUGUGUUAACUGUAAGUAAUUUGUACAUAGUGGUAAUGUAAAAAGCUAAAAUGUCA